GGCUCACAUGUUGUCAGUCUCUUCUUCAAUGCCUGGCGAAAAACAUGCAUAUUGGCAGAUGUAAGAUUUCAUUGCGCCGAUAACAAUGUGUUUCAAAACGCGUUUCUUGACAGUCUUGACAAGUGCACAGCAUUUCCUUCACGGUGCUAAAUAAGAAUUUGAAAUCAACAUGGCAAUAAGAUCGCUAGCGUUUCCUUUUACAAUUUUGUUUCUGGUCAACAUUUUGUUUUUUCUCGCGGUCAUCUUUGAGAGUCCAGGAGAAGAAAAUAUCAGAGGACAGAUUCUGUUGACCGUGUCGUCGCGAGAGUUUGUGGGCGCGCAGUUGUUUGGCUCGGCGGUGGUCGAAGUGGGCCAGACCAACCAGUCCACUGUCAAUGACCUCGAGGAACUCUACAGUCACACUCUACAAUUUGGCAAACUGGAUGACACCGGCACCUACCUCAUCCUCUCGCACGUCAUCACUGCCCUCGACCAAAAAACGUUUGCCAACGAUGUAUUGUGCGUGGGGGUGCAGGCGUCGGUGGACCAACUACACAAACUUCCAGAGUUCGUAGCCACUUGGCCAGGCGCAAUUUCGCUCGCGGUGUUCGCGCCGGGCGUCGAAUUCUUCCUGGCCAUCGCUUACGUCCAUCACCUGCGCACCUGCUUUCCCCAAAUCAAGUCGCAGGUGACGUGGCACUUUGCUUUUCCCACGGAGGUGCGAGGAAACGCGAGCGACGCGUCGUUGGCGCGCGAGAUUUCCGCGGGCCGUUGCGACGAGUUGGGGCCAAAGGAGGUCCUCGAGCGACUUCUGCAGACACAGGGCACGGAAGAGGCGCAACAAGUGCUGAAGAACAAAAGGAGCAACCACGAGAUGCCCUACCCUCAGAACCUGAUGCGCAACGUGGCGCGCCAGCACUGCCUCAGCGAGUGGGUCGUCUGCCCUGACAUUGACAUGCUCUUCCCCAGGCCUAAUCCCCAGAUGGAGCCGUCGCUGGCCGCAGGUCUUUCCGAGUUCCUGCGUUCACCAGAAGCGACCGAUUGCGGCAAGUGCGCGUUCGUGCUGCCCCUGUACGAAUUGGAGCACCCAAAUCGGACACUGCCAGGGGAUAAGGACGAGUUGCUGGCGUUUGUGGCUCGUGGCUGGGCCCAGCAGUACCACAAAGAGGUGUUUGCCCAGAAUCAGGCCGCCUCGCAGCUGCAAAAGUGGCAGAAGCGGGCCGAGAAGCGACGCGUCAGAUUAGCCUACAAAGUUAGCUUUCAAAUGUGGUACGAGCCUAUCUAUGUAGCCAGACAAGGCAGUCCUAAGUUUGACGAGCGCUACGUUGGCUACGGCAUGACCAGAAACACCCAGGCGUACGAGAUGUCUUUGGCCGGCUACUCAUUCCACCUAUUGGAUUCGAUCUUCCUAAGCCACGUGUGGGGCCUGAAGAGGAAAACGGCGGUCGAAAGCAACACGGAACGCAAAAUCGAGACGCAGAUGAACACGCGCUUCUUCAGCUCGGUGCACGUGCGCGAGUUGGCCGCCCGGUAUGACAGCGACCGGCACAACAUCCUACGCUACCAGAAACGCUCCAACAAGAACUACAACAUUGUCAUGAACACGCGAGCACCUGAGAUCAAAAGUAUCAAGAGUUCCGGAAAAUAUACAAACGUUAUUUAAAACUCGAGUAAAUGGUUUGUAAAAAAAAAUAACGUAGGAGUGUUUUCAUUUACGUGCAACGCAGUGCGACUUGAAAUCAUUUUUAUAAUUUACCCGCAUGUGUCUGUGUUUUUAUUUUAAGAAGAGGCUGUAAUUAUUUCUAACUGAACAUAGCGAUUACCUUAGCAGGAAUGUAAUUUACAUGUUUAAUGAUGUACUUUGAUAGUUCGUUCGCCAAGUCUUAUCUUUCAAGGGAAGAGUUAAAUGUUUAUAGGGAAAAGUGUUGGGUAUAGUUCGAAAGGCGUAUGGUGUCACAUGUGAGUGCGAUUUUGAGAGAGAGAAUUUAUAUGUUUCCCGUGAAAGUUCUAUAAGGAAGAUUUUCCUUUAAAUGAUUUUAAUUUAUUAAUUAAUUGUUAUUUUAAAUUUUUGAAUAUUUAUUAUCCAAGUCUGGUAUGUUAAUAAAAAAUAUUUGUCUUUUAUUACAAUUUUA
Molecule: messenger RNA, 2111 nt
Organism: Neocloeon triangulifer
Lineage: Eukaryota; Metazoa; Arthropoda; Insecta; Ephemeroptera; Baetidae
Product: beta-1,4-glucuronyltransferase 1-like
Exons: 6
Coding region: 170-1642 (490 amino acids)
Molecular function (GO): glucuronosyltransferase activity
Source: RefSeq, a predicted model, not a curated record